This is a messenger RNA of Carassius gibelio (silver crucian carp), 8291 nucleotides long. RefSeq lists its product as uncharacterized. The transcript has 7 exons. Bases 3910 to 5616 code for a protein of 568 amino acids. NCBI's taxonomy places the organism in Eukaryota, Metazoa, Chordata, Actinopteri, Cypriniformes, Cyprinidae. The record is from RefSeq and is a predicted model, not a curated record.
GAUCAGCACAUAUCACACACAUAGGAGCAACAUGUCACUGUGUACCUGCAAGACCAAAUAGACACUGGCUACAGAAGGAAGAUGGGAUAAGAAACUGUUUUGAACUUGUGCCGGAUAUUUUGGUGAAAAGCUAGUCAUACCUGAAGAGCUUCACGGAUUCGGAGCAUUGCUUUAGAUGAACGCUCGUCAGUUCUGUCGCACACUGUAAUGUUUUCGAAAGGGAAAUGGGAUCAAGAAAGUGGACCAAAAACAAAGCCUUUUAAGAAGAAAAUUUGUGCUUUGAAAAUGUUUUAUUUUUCUUGCUUUCUAUUUGUGUAUUCCUUUAUCAGCUUCAUUUAUUUAGAAGAUUACUUUAAAGAAACUUUUACCAAACAAAUUGGGCAAACCCAUGAAAGUAAAGUCUCUGAUCAGCCAAAUCCUCCCCCAAGAACACAUUUGCCAUCAGAACAAACAACACACGUCCACCACACAUCCACCAGUCCUCCGUCUCCAAAUGUGUGUGGUGUUCUAGUGAAUGAUGAGCCUGUGAUUAAAGUUGUAACCACAUGUAACCAUAGUUCCUCGAGGGAAUGAGACGCUGCGUUGAAACGCUACGGGGAACGUGAUUUAGCGUGAGCGACUCUGAAUAUCAUGUGUAAUCUGUCUUAUAGAAGAGCGUGACGUCACGGGCGGGGUUGACGUAAGCGACCAGGAAGCUAUGAAGGCAAGAGACAUGCAGCUGGCAUCAGCUUCGAGUAUCAGCAAGCACUGCGUCAGAGACGCAGCAUCUCAUUCCCUCAAGGAACUAUGGUUACAUGCGUAACCUAGAGACGUUCCUCUUCAGGAGCUCUAGCUGUGUUGAAACGCUAUGAGGAACGAUGUGCCCACGCUGCCAGACUACCAAAUCCCUGCCUAGUGUGUAUCCGAAGAGCACCACUUAGGACAAGAUAACUGGACCUGGACUGACUGGCAUAUGGCUAAUGGCUAACGGCUAUCCCACACAAGCCAUUCUAACUGGCAUAUCUAGGCCAUAGAAUUUUGCAAAUGUGGAAGGCGUGGACCACCCCGCAGCAUUGCAGAUGUCCAACAUGAACACACCUACUAGAAAGGCCUUGGGGAGCGCCAUACCCGGAGUAGAGUGAGCCUUGGCUCCCGACAGCAGGGGAAGACCAGAGGAAACUCAUAGGUGGUGUUGAUAGUCUCAACUAUCCAAUGACUAAAAGUCUGCUUAGAUGUAGGAAAACCCCUUUUAGGGGGACCGUAGCAUACUAGCAAUUGGUCCGAUUUUCUCCACAGAGCAGCUCUGUGGACGUAUGCGUCCAGUGCUCGAACCGGACACAUACACUUUAGCUUCACUUAGCCAGGCUCCAGGGAGGAGGGCAGAAGGCCUGCAGCACUACAGGUUGUGGUAUGACAGAGGAAACCUUAGGAACAUAUCCCGCUCGAGGGUAUAUGAACGCUUUGGCCAUGUCGGGCGCAAAGUCAAGAUAAGCAGGGGCCACUGAGAGGGCCUGAAGAUCUCCAACUCUCCUCACAGAGGUAAUAGCCGACAGAAAGGUAGUUUUGAGGGUCAGAUGUCUGUCUGAAAUAUAUUGUAUUGGCUAGAAUGGAGCUUUACAAAGAGCCUCUAACACCACAACCAAGCCUCACGGGGGAAUACGGGCCAUACUGGAGGUCUCAGCGUCAGUGUACUGCAGAGGAAAUGUGAAACUAGGGGGUGUCUUCCCAAAGACUGACCAUUGAGCGGGACAUGGUAGGCCGCAAUGGCCGCCAGGUACACCUUCAGCAUGGAAUGGGUCAACCCUGCAGAGAACCUGGCUUGUAGAAACUCCAGAACUGUACCAACUGGGCAGUUACCUGGGUCAAGCUGACGGUCUCUGCACCAAAAGGUGAAGAGUUUCCACCUUAGGGCGUACAGUUUCAUCAUUGAGGGAGCUCUUGAUUGGAGGAUGGUCUCAACAACCUCGGUUGAGAGACCGGAUGCUAUGAGUUGUGUCCCUGCAGCGCCACACCCACAGCUUCCACAACUCUGGGCGAGUGUGAAUUAUCAUGCCCUGCGCCUGUUAGAGUAGGUCUGUCCUGAUCGGUAUCUCCCAUGUAGAGCCAUUGAGGAGCGAGACCAGAUCUGCGAACCAUACUCGGCCCGGCCACAACGGGGCCGCUAGCAAUAGGCGGACCCCGUACCGGCGUACUCUCGCCAGAACUUCCGGGAGCAGGGCAAUAGUGGGAAAAGUGUACAGAUGAAUCCUCGGCCAGGUCUGUAUCAUAGUAUCCAGUCCCAGAGGAGCUGAAUGAGCUAGAGAGAACCAAAUGAGACAUUGUGAUGGCUUUUGAGUCACUUGAUCUUUGCCAAAGAUUCUCCAUAUCUGCUUCACCAUCUCGGGGUGAAGUUUCCAUUCCCUGGGCCUCGGCCCCUGCCUCGACAGUAUGUCUGCUCCCAUAUUUAAUUUUCCAGGAAUGUACACUGCUCUGAGUUAGAAGAGUUUGUCCUGGGACCACACAAGGAUCUGGUGUGCCAGCUUGUACAAAGGACGCAAACGCAGACCUCCCUUGUGGUUGAUAUAAGAGACCACCAUUGUGUUGUCAGUGCGCACAUGGUGACCUCUCAGGUCUGUGAGGAAGUGCUUUAGUGAUCAAUAAACUGCUAGCAUCUCUAGAUAAUUGAUAUGCCAUGUCAGAUAGCGACCACUCCACAGACCACGGGCAGGGUGGCCACUCAUGACCGCACCCCAACCAGUGGGAGACGCAUCCAUCGCUAGUAUUACACAGCGACAAUAAGCUCCCAGCAUCGGGCACUGUAGAGGUCUCAUGUACAGCAGGCCAAAAGGUAUCACGUUGGACGCAGUUGCCAUCAGAUCCAACAAUCUCUGAAAUUGUUUGACAGUGAGUGACUGGCCUUAUUUGACUCUCUCGACUGACAUGAGAAUCGAAUUUAUACGAGCAGGGGACAAACGUGCCUGCAUCGUGGUUGAAUCCCACACUACGCCUAGAUAGGUGGUUCUCUGGACUGGAGAAAGCACACUCUUCUUGGCGUUCAGUUUCAGACCCAACUCCCCCAUAUGUGCAAGAAUGACAUCUCAAUGUCGAACCGACACCUGCUCUGAUAUAAAAUCAGCCAAUCGUCGAUAUAAUUGAGAAUAAGGGUGCCUUGCAUGUGCAAAGGAACCAGAGCUACAUCUACACAUUUUGUGAACGUGCGGGGUGAGAGUGCAAGGCAGAAGGGAAGUACUCGAUAUUGGUAAGCUUCACCCACAAAAGCGAACGGUAGCCUUUUUCGACUGUGCUGGACCCAUUGAGAUACAUUUGGCAGUAGUUUCCACGCUGCUAAAUAAUCUACUUAGGGGCGGCGAGAAUCUCAGCUCCGCUACGCAUGCGGCCAGAAAACACUGAGAACAUUGCUCGCUGGAGGCCGCUGCGCCCUGGAACUCUGGCAGGAAUCACAUGCAUUGUAGACCGUACACACAGCUUCAAUGGAGGGACUGAGAGCUCUCGGACUAAAUCUAAAAUAUCUUAAACUGUGUUCUGAAGAUAAACGGAUGUCUUACGGGUUUGGAACGACAUGAGGGUAGAUUUUUUUUUUUUUUUUACCAUAACCUGGAAUGGCCCACAAUGCCUCUCUGAAGUUAAGAUUGCCCAAACAUGAAAAAAAAAAAGACUCAAUGUUUUAACACAGUAGUGUUGUAACUGUGUAUUCUGUGUCUGCUUGACACUGAGUUUGGAAAAAAUGUUUUCUGGGAUGGCUGGAAAAUAGGAAAUAUUGUUCCAAAAUUGCAAAAGAUGUCCACGGUGAAAAAUCCUCUGGUUAUGUCAUCUGAUAAUGAGAGUGAAGAUUAAUGUACAGAGCUCUUCAAAUUCCCCCCCCCCCCGCAUCAGGAAGGAGCAAAUGGCCCUUCCUUGUCUCUUGGACAUUAAGCCAAUGUGCAAAGAAGCAUGACAUGCACAAAAGAAACCCUGGUCUGUUUGCAAGAGAGAACCACAUCUCUGCUAAAUCGUUACACUUUACCCAAUGAUGAAUUGCAGACUUUGACGAAAGAUUUCGAAAGAGGACAAAAUAAGUUUGAGGAAGUUGAUACUCCCUACAAAAUGACCAUGUAUUUUGCUGAAAACCACUCUUUUAUCAAGCCCACAGAAAUCUUCGUUGGAAGCAGAGGUGACACUGCAAGAAAGCAAGGGAAAUGGGAUGUGAAAUAUGAACUACUAGAAAGUGGAUCAAAAACAAAGCAUUCUACGAAGAAUAUUUGGGUUCUGAAGAUUUUUUUUCUUUCUUGCAUUUUAUUUGUGGUUUUCUGUAUAAUCUUUAUUUAUUUAGAAGAUUACUUUAAAGCAACUUUUACCAAACAAAUUGGGCAAGCCCAUGAAAGUAAAGUCUCUGAUCAACCAAAUCCUCCCCCAAGCACUCAUUUGCCAUUGGAACAAACAACACACAUCCACCACACAUCCACCAGUCCUCCGUCUCCAAAUGCGUGUGGUGUUCAAGUGAAGGACGGGCCUCUGAUUAAAGUGGACCAUCAUAACACUUAUGUGAUCGGCUCUUAUCUGGAUCAUCGUCUCAGAGAGAAACAGAUAAAGUCUAUCGCCAUUGUUCUCCGACAUGAGCCGGCCACGUACAGCUGUGUGAUGUGCUGUGAUGGUAGGAUCGUGACAUCGAAUGCCCAAUGCUCGAUUCAUUCUGACCACUUCAACUAUGAUUACGGCGCUGCUACUAUCACGUGCCCAAUCAGCAGCAGGUGUUUGACACCGACACAUGUUGCAAUUACAGCCGGUGGCGUCUCGGGGAGAGUAACAUCCUUUCAAUCUGUUAGAAACAGAGACGUUCCAACAACCUUCCCGUAUGAUUUUACAGUCUGUCACUGUGUUAUGUACGACUACAAGAAUGUGUUGAUGUUAGUCGAGUCCAUAGAGAUGUCCAGACUGCUUGGUGCUCAAAGGGUGGUGAUUUAUAAAACCAACUGCGAUUCAGACACACAGAAGGUUCUGGACUAUUAUGAGAAAAGCGGUUUCGUGGAGAUCAUCCCGUGGACGAUUAAAAACCACAUUAACGUGUCUAAAGGCUGGAAGAUCGAUAUAGCACCAGGUCAGCUGCAGUACUACGGGCAAAUCCCUGCACUUAAUGACUGUGUUUUUCGUUAUAUGUACCAAACUCGCUAUCUGGCUCUACAAGACAUGGAUGAAUUUAUUCUGCCUAUCAAAGAGAAAACCUGGAGAGAACUGUUUCCAUUGCUAGAGCAUCUGUACGGUACUGAUGUGGGCUUUGAGUUUGAGAAUAAUCAAUUCCCAAUGACUGCAAAGCUUCAUCUUGAACACAACGUGGAAGCAUGGAAGCAUGUAAAGGGAAUAAAUAUUUUAAAUUAUAUCGAACGAGAACCCAUCAACCCCAGUGCUUUCAACAAUUACAAGGUCAUAGUAAAUCCUCGUCUGGUUCAGAAGGUUACCGUCCAUGGCUUGCUGGAAACUGCGAACGGAAAGCCCACGGUCCGAGUGAAUAAAGACAUUGCUCGCAUGUACCACUUCAAAAACUACACAUUCCCACCGAACACAAACCUUAUAACAGACAGUCAUCUCUGGGAUUACACCAAUAAACUUGAACCAGCAGUUUCUGAAGUUCUACAGGAUUGUGGAUUAUUGAAGCCUAGAUAGUUGUCUUGAAGUACUGUCUAUCACAGGUUUACAAAAAAAAACAAAAAAACAAGUAAAAUAAACUUGAAAAAGCCUGGCUGUAUGUGGAUGAUAUGCAUGGGGAACGUGUGAGUGGUUUGUUUGUUUGUUUGUUUGUUCACCUUUAUUUGAUUUGAGUGCUUGAAAAUAACUCUCCUGUAAAUAGAGUUCAUGUGCCAAACACGUUAUGUUGAAAGCUUUCCCACUCAAAUGAGCUUGAGACACAACAGAAACUGGAAAAUCAGCCUUUACACAUUUCUACAAGUUACACACUACCUGUAUAUAGAUAUUGAAUUCGGAAGAGGGAUAAAUUACUAUUUUUCUCUGAUAAUCAUCUUCAUCGGUGCAUACAAACAAAUACAGCUCAGGGCUUUAAGGAAAGUGUACAUUUAUCCAUUUUUUUUUUAUUCAGAAUAGUAAAAGCUAGGACAGGCAGGCAUCUAGGGAUAAUGAGAGCCUAGAAAAAGUGAAAGCAUAGAGGUUUUAUAACUAUUUUAUUUUUAGGAGGAUGCAGUUGGAUGCUCACGGAUGAGUUUUCAGUUGUUCAGCUGUCCGGAUGGACCUUGCUGGGUCACUCCACAGUGUGCAAAUAUGCAUGACCCUGAAGAUUAUCUGAUCCUUAGGGAUCACCCUGUUGUAAAAGUAUUUGCUUUUUUAUUGUCAUCAAGUUCUUAUUGUCACUGCGAUAUUUUUGUUUGCAAUAUUUACCUAAUUGAAUACUAAAAAUAGCUUUUAAAUAGGCUAUUGAAGUCCAUUUAGCCUUAGAGUAAAAAGGUCCCACAAAAAGAUGCAAUUUUAUCUAACUAUAGCACUAUCUCACAAAGUGAAUUUAUAUUGCAACUUAAACACUUAGAAUUUAUAGUUCUCUUAUUUAAAAAAGUUUUUUUUUUCAAUUCAUUUCAAUUCAAGUUUAUUUGUAUAGCGCUUUUUACGAUACAAAUCAUUAUAUUUACAUUUACAUUUAGUCAUUUAGCAGAUGCUUUUAUCCAAUGCGACUUACAAAUGAGGACAAUUGAAUCCAGCAAUUUAUUUUUUUAAGAAUAUAAUCAGAAUAGACAGUGCUAAAGUUAGAAGCUCAAAUAAAGAUGAAAGAGGCUACAACUGCAGUCACAAUUUAAGAGACGCAUUAUUCGAAUGCUUGUCGAAAGAGAUGCGUUUUAAUCUAGAUUUAAACAGAGAGAGUGUGUCUGAACCCCGAACAUUAUCAGGAAGGCUAUUCCAGAGUUUGGGAGCCAAAUGUGAAAAAGCUCUACCUCCUUUAGUGGACUUUGCUAUCCUAGUAACUACCAAAAGUCCAGCGUUUUGUGACCUUAGGGUGCGUGAUGGGUUGUAGCGUGGUAGAAGGCUAGUUAGGUACACAGGAGCUGAACCGUUUAAGGCCUUAUAGGUAAGUGAUAAUAUUUGGUACCUGAUACGCAACUUAAUAGCCAGUGCAGAGACUGUAAAAUUGGGGUAAUAUGAUCAUAUUUUCUUGACCUGGUAAGGACUCCAGCUGCUGUAUUUUGGACGACCUGUAGCUUGUUUAUUGAAGAAGCACCUAGAAGUGCAUUACAAUAGUCCAGUCUAGAGGUCACGAAUGCAUGAACUAGCUUUUCUGCAUCAAUGCAAUGUUUCUAAGGUGGAAGAAUGCUGUUGCAACAAGAAUGCAAGUUGCUGUCUAAAAUAACACCCGGGUUUUUGACUGUAGAGGAAGUAACAGUACAUCCAUCUAGUUGAAAACUGUAGUCUACUAGAUUCUGUGUACAGUUUUUUUGGUCCAAUAAUUAAUAUCUAAUUCUCAUCCGAAUUUAAUAGGAGAAAAUAUAUUUUUUAAUUAAUUGUGAUAGAUGUGCAAUUAUAAUGUAUAAAAUAUACAUAAAAAAGACUACUUGCUGGUAUAUUAAUGAAAUAAAGACCAACAAAUAACAUAACAAAGUAAUUAUAAUAACAUUUAAUUCAUGAAAACAUCACAUUCAGUUCAAACAAGUAUAUUAUUUUAAAAUGAAGUGUAUUCUUCAAUUUUACAAGGGUAUAUCUUGCAGCUUUCAUGACUGCUACUUUAUAUCUCAUAAUAAGACUCUAUUUCUAAUGUUAAACUGUGUUUUGAAGUUACUGAUUGAGGCGGAAACAGACUUUGUUAAUGUUUAAAUAGCUAAACAUUCCAGAUGGUUAAUGUGCAGCAAGAUCAUAAACUUGUACUCCACUCAUUUCCUGCACUUUCUGAAAUGCUGCAAACUUAAAUGUGAGUUCUAAUGUGUGUUCUAAUGUAGUAAAUGUAAUAAAUGUAAUCCGUGUAAAUGUAAACACGCCCCCACAUGUCUACAUCACGAUGUGGGAAGAUCUGCAUAACUCUGUCUAAUGUUCACAUUGUUCACAUGUUGACAUUUUGUUGAAAUGCAUGUUGAGCCAGUCAUUUCAAGAGCUAACUGAUUAUGAAAUUUUCCUUUUGAUCAAAGUUCAUCUGUUCUGUCAGGAUGUUUUCAAGAGGCAAACAGUUUUGUAUGGUAAGUGUACUAUAUCCUAAAUGGCAUACGCUUGUUGUUACGCCAGUAUGCCACAGUGGUUUGAGGUUAAGCGCUAUGGUAUAGUGUUGUGGUUAGUUUAACUGAGCCAAAGUUCAGAGACAUUUUCUUAAAAGUGUCAAGUUCUAUUAUUAAAACACUUGAGAGUAAAACUAA